UAACAGACUGAACGGAUUCCAGGAGUUUUUUAAGUCGUGUUCAAACUGCUCAAAAUUCAGAUGUGCAAUGAGAGCUUUAAGUAAACGGAAAAGGCUUUCCUACGAGCUGAGCUGAACUGGAAGACACACUCUGAGUGACUUCCUUAUUUGAGCUGGGAGCACACACACUGAAUCUAUCAUCAUGGCUUCUGUCAGACUAUGACAGAAACAAGAAUGAAAGAAUGAAGCUGCACCUCUUUCUCCAACAACUCCUGUGUUUGAAGGUCUGAGGGAAAAUAUGUUGGAAAAUCACAUGAUUCUACCGGCUUCAUUUAACCUUUGAUCACUGUUUGGCAAGUAAAAGUGAAAAUGAGUCACGUGGGACAGGAAAGUCAAGGGACAGGACUGGGUGAUGUCUUUUGCAUUCUGGAAAAAGCACCUUCUGAGCGAUUGCUAAGCCUAACAUUCCAGUUGGGUGAGUCCCCUGAAGAGAUUAUCAUACACGCCUUGUGUCUGAUUAUUCUCCAGAGAGAGACACAGGCCCUGAACAAGCUCCAGAUGCUUGGGGACAACUCCCUCGCUAACUAUCUGGCUGAAAAGUGCCACACGAGCAGAGUUAAAUUAGAAGAUUUUGGAGCUUACUGCUGUAGAUUUCAAGCACAGUCGGGAGAAUCUUUAUCAGCAUUGGCUAAGAUUUUUAAAGUUUUGUCCGAGCAGAGGCUGUGUGAUCCACCCCUGAGAAAUCUGGCAUAUAAGAGAGCUCUUUAUAGUGACUGCUUUAAGGCAAGCAAUUCUGAUUAUCUGGAAUAUAACCAGUUCAUAGAGGAAGCUAAAGUUGUAUGUGGGCCUCACUUUGCAGAGUGGAUGUCCUCCAUUGACCUCAGGUCAGAGUUUUCUUCUGAUCCUAAAAAAAGCCUGGAUGAGGGAAACACAACUUUAAAAAUGUCUGUGUCUCAGUAUUCAGACAUUCAGUGUGUUCCCAGUCCUCUGCAGGAGAGCCCCUCCAUGUCUUCAUACCCUACUCAUCUUGAGAUAAGUAUUCCUCCAACGGAUUUAUUUCAAGGGGACAAAGUAGCACCAGAAAACCCUGAAAAAAACCCUCCUCUUCUAGUUAGUGAAAAUGUAUCAAAAAUCACAGCUGGGUCCACUGGAUCUCUUCAGCUUCAAGCAGAGGAAGGCUCAAAGACGGACGGAACAGUAGCAACAAUAAGCAGUGAGUUGAAAAGGCAUACCCUGAAUGAGACUCCAACACCGCCAAAUAACCCAAGCAUUGAACCCAAACUCGCUCAACCAUCUGCCACAAACAUUAUUCUACCUAAGAUGCCCUCUCCACAACAAAUGUAUAAAAAUAAAGUGGCAGAAGAGGAGGAAGAGGAAACUUUUUAUGCAUUCGUUAUCCUGCAUGCACCAGAGGAUACUGACAUGGCAGAGAGUCUGAAGGAAGAAAUUGAAACAGUCAUCAAGAGCGAAGGUGCAACUUACUCUGAGGAUUUUGCCAUUCCUGGAAAGAGCACACUGAGGUGCGUGGAGGAUGCUAUCAACAACUCAGCCUUCACCUUCCUGCUGCUCACCCGCAACUUCAACUCAAAGAUGCUAGAGAUGAAAACAAACAUCGCCCUUAUCAAUUCCAUAAACAAGAAACACAAGUUCAAUACGGUUAUCCCUCUGCUGCCACGAGAGAACUGCAUGCCCAGACUGAGUAUCCCUCCCGUCCUGCAGACUUUGGUUCCACUGGAUGUCAACAAGAGAUUUGACAGAAAACUACAAAAGUCUCUGUCUACAGCAAAGAUUGGGAGACAGAGAAAUAUCUGGACGGAGGAGCAGACAAUGAGACUGAAUCAGUUAAGGAUGCAGGAAAAAGAGAAGCUGAGCCAUUACAUGGAACAAAAACACCUCCUGGGCCCCAGUGUGCCACCAGGACAGGAUGAUGGUGAUGGCAGGGCUUGGUGGCCACCACAGCCCAACAUUCAUAUUGAAAAUGCUAGAUACAUCAUGAUCGGUAAUGACUCCAAAAUGACAGUGGAUUUUGGUGUAAAUGCUGACAAAGAUGGUUCAGUUCACACUGAGGAGGAGCACUAAGCUUUAAAAAGACAGUUUAUGCUUGAAGAAUAACUGAAAUACUUGUGUUUUCUGAACACUAAACAGUAAAAGCUGUAGUAGCAGUGGGCUGUUCACUGGUAAUUGCUCCCAUGCGUUUUAAACCCACCAGCUAAAGAUUCAAUAAAACUCCAAAAAGAGCAGUAAGGCAUAAUCUAAAUGUUAUGAGAUAGCACAGUGAGGUGCAGGGCACCUUUUAUAUUUGGAUAAAGACUGCCAUCUACUGAUCGUACCUAUGUGAUAUUUACUGUCAGACUUAUUCAGCUGUGUGAACUUUCUGUGGGCACUAGGGAGCACUACUGCUACACGUUCCAUAAGAUCAUUCCAAAAGCACUAUCGUCUGGUAGUGUUGUUAUUUCAGAUGAAUAAAAAAAAAAAAGGAAUGUUCUCGUUUAUUAAAUGUUUUUACUGUCUGUAUGUCACGAAUGCCAGAGCUUUAAUACAUUGUCUUUUGCAUCUGAACCUUUUAUAACAGUAAUAGUGGUAAUUAGUUGUGACAAAAUUAUUCAUAAGAAAUCAGUGAUGCAUGUCUGAUAUUUAUAUUUAGGACAGAAAGUGUUUACAAGCAGAGAAGAAACUACCAAGAAAGAUAUGAGUGAUGUCUGACAUCUAUAAAUGUCUGUAGAUGUAUCUUCGUUACACAUGGUGCAUUGUUCUCAGGUAAAUCCAUUCUUAACAAAACAGCUAUAUAAUCAAACAUUCACUCAGGUUCAAAUGAAUGAAUUAUUUUAAGCCAAAAGUAUAUCAUUAUUGAAGGAACACACAAACUAACUGUCCUCUUUAAAUUUUCCCUAAUUUGCAGUCACUUCAGAAAGAUUUUUAAAAAAUGUUUUUCAAUAAAUAGAUUUAAAUCUCUCUUUUACAGAAGUAUUAAGGAUACUUGUUGCACUCUUCAUUGUGCUCAAUU
Melanotaenia boesemani (Boeseman's rainbowfish) is the source of this 2983-nucleotide messenger RNA. It is a transcript of the gene ticam1, whose product is annotated as toll-like receptor adaptor molecule 1. Lineage: Eukaryota; Metazoa; Chordata; Actinopteri; Atheriniformes; Melanotaeniidae. The transcript is spliced from 2 exons. The record is from RefSeq and is a predicted model, not a curated record. Gene Ontology annotation, biological process: response to exogenous dsRNA; lipopolysaccharide-mediated signaling pathway; positive regulation of natural killer cell activation. Gene Ontology annotation, molecular function: protein kinase binding. The coding region runs from base 349 to 2058 and encodes 569 amino acids.